Molecule: messenger RNA, 2427 nt
Organism: Colletes gigas
Lineage: Eukaryota; Metazoa; Arthropoda; Insecta; Hymenoptera; Colletidae
Gene: Polr1F
Product: DNA-directed RNA polymerase I subunit RPA43-like
Exons: 4
Coding region: 63-2123 (686 amino acids)
Biological process (GO): DNA-templated transcription initiation
Cellular component (GO): RNA polymerase I complex
Source: RefSeq, a predicted model, not a curated record
UCCGACGACGUUGCACGCGUUUGCACUAAAGUGGUUUGUUUAUUAUCGCGCAUCCGGUCAGAAUGAAGUUCAAAACGUACACGGGCAUUACUUGGUCCAUUUUAGAACUCGCGGGCCUCCUCGAGGACGAAGACUCUCACGUUUAUUUCGAGAGAUUGAAGAAGCAUUUUGGUUUGCAUCCGUUUCAUUUGACGAACCUAAAUGCCGCGCUGAACGAAAUCCUAAGUUCGAAUUUAAAUUUGCACGACGCCGAAUUAAAAGGAUUUCUGUUGGCUUACAAAAAUCCUAAACUACUAACCUCGUUGGGCGAAAUAUUUUACGAUACUUGUUUCAUUCACGUUGACAUCGAAGCAGAUUUUUAUAUAUUCAGGCCCAAAGUAGGAUGUUCGUUGAAAGGAAUUGUCAAUAAAAAAGGAAUAGACCACAUCGGAGUUCUCGUACACAAAGCAUUCAACGUAUCGAUACCAAAAAUGGAUAACGAUGAGAAUUGGCCCGGCGAUAAUCUUGAAAUUGGCCAGGAAGUACGGUUUAAAGUAACUUCUCUCGACUUUGAUAGUAAAUUGCCUUUUAUUCGUGGUAUUUUAAAUCCAGACGAUUAUUUACAAGGAUGUAAAUUAAUGGAAAAGACAUCUAAGAGGACCCAUUUUAAUAACCAUCGAACCAACGAUGAAAGUAUAGCGAGUAACGAAUUGGAAACUAAUUCCAAACAACACAGAUUUUUUGCCACCGAUUCUGAAAAUAGUUCAGACGAAGGUGUAGCGAAAGUGAAGAAAGAAACACCUCCAGUAAAGAAAUCAAAGAAGAAAUUUGAUAAAGAGAAACCAACGGAGAGCAUUGAAAUAAAGGAAGAAGACGAGAAACAUGGUAAAAAAUUUAAAAGAGUUAAAGAAUCUAUGCCCGAACCGAUUAAGAUAGAAGAGACAGUGGAACAAUAUACGAACAGUAAUACCGUAAAUGGUGAAUUGGAAAGUGAUCAGGAAUUAAAACCAGUUUUAAAGAAGCGUGCAAGAAAAAAAUCUAGGGACCAUGGUUCGCAAAGUAGCUUGGACGAACAAUACAACGAAAAGUCUGCGAAGUCUCCAAAAAGUGUGUCAAAAAGUUUAUGUAACGAAGAGUCUAAAACUAAAAUUAACAGAAUUAAAUUGGAACAUGAAAGUAGUAGUUCCGAGCUGGUUGUGGAAGAAAGUGAACCUAAAAGCAAAGUCAAGUCCAAGAAACACUUUGCGAAGAGAAAGCUCCUGGACGAAACCGAUAAUUCUGCAGAUGAUUUUACUGUAGAGAAAUAUAUAACGAGCAAAAAGAAAUUGAAGAUCAGAUCGUCAGAUUGUGAUAAUGUCUCUGUUAAAGCGGAGGAAUCGUACGGAGCAAACGAAGAAGUAGAAGAAAUUUCGAUUCAGAAGCAUCCUAAAAGACAUAAACAUCCUAUAAAGUUAGAGUUCCCUGAAAGUGAUGUAGAUGGCAGUAGUAACGCUGAGAAGACUUCGGGAAGAAGACGUUCGAGAACGUCGAGUAUAGCGGAUUCCGAAUUUGCAUUUCACGAUAUAAACAUUAAGAAGGAAAAUCCGAAUAGUAGUUCGGAAAAUACAGAAAAUGAGGAUCGCGUAAAAGUUUGCAAAGCAUCGACGGAAAAGCCUGACUUAAAUACGUCUACGAACAGUUCUAAUCACGAUACGAUGGGGGACAACGAUACUUCGAUCAAAAAGAAACGAAAAAAACACUCGAAGAAGAAUAGCCUUUUAGACAGCGAUGUAAUUAAAAUAGAGCCUGGUUUCGAGGAUAUAGUUAAAGUGGAAAUAUUUGACGACGAUGUUUAUACUCCGAACAAAAGUUCGACGAAAAAGAAGCACAAAUUCGAUUUGAAUAGCGUCACCAGCGAUACGGAAACGGAUUUGAAAAGUAACGCGAGGCAUUCGAAAAAGAAGAAAACAUCGAACGAUGAAGUAAUUUGUCAGGAUGUGAAGGUGAAGAAGGAGAAAUUUGUAACGAACGUUGCGUCUGAAAUUGAUGAAGACGACGUAAUAGAGAAGAAGCAAAGCAAAAAAUUAAAUAAGUCCAGAAAAUUCGAAUCGGAAUUUGACUUUAGUGACGUUCAGGUUAAAACUGAGUACUGCGCUGACAGCUAGGACAUUUGAUAAAUGUAUUUUAUAAUGACGUGAUUCGUGGUUAAUGUACUUUUUUUUAAAAAAAGAACUCGAUCUCGUGCAUGAAUCUAAGGCGCAGCGUGUUUGCAUCUCCACGCCUGUUGCAAUCCGCUGACUCGCAGGUAUUGGUCGACGAAGAUCGGUGACAGCCAAUCAGCGAACAGCAGCAAGAUUGGGGUUAGAAGUACGCUGCGCCCUCUACUCGUGGAAGGACACUACAAAAUGCAGUGCUACACGUAUGAUGCAUGCGCGCACGCAAAGUUUUACGGAUCAUAAUACGCAUAAA